CCCACCCGAAACGAUUCCCAGCCCAGUACACAGCAACAGCCCAACACUCCAUCGUGCCUUGCGGAAACUGAAGGCGGAAGGCCCUUACUUGCGUAGCUGCGCUUAUCAGUUACGUCCUUAGACCGAGUGCGCAGCUGCGCGAACUGAAGUGCGAUUUGAGAAGGUCGAAGAAGAACGAAGAGUGAAGACGGAGCUUGCGACGAAGAAUCUGUGAGCUGCGAGCCUGCGACGAGGACGCGAACACCAGGCCACCAGCCGCGCCGCCUGCCGCCUGCCGCCGUCCACGCGUCCAGGGUCCUACGUCGGCCGUCCUUCCUCUCCGGACUCCGGCUCUCAGCUCUCCGAUUCCGGCUCUGCCAGUCUGCCUGCGGCCCUGCCUCCAGCGGCCAGCUCCACGCCUCCACUGCUCCAGCUUCCAGCCUUCAGGAGUCCAGGCUCUUCGCUCUUCAACCCUACGGCCUACGCACAUCAGUCAUCGUCCCAGGCUUCAGCAGCGGUCGCCAGCUUCUCCAGAGGUCGUCCCCUGCAGCGGUCAUCGUUCCUUCGUUCGACGGCUUCUCCGGAGCACAGGUCAUCGUUCAGAGCCAUGGGUAAGAAGGAAAAGAAGAAGUUACAUAUGGAAAACCCCAUACCAGAUCAAGGGGUUGAAGAAGCGGAAUAUAUUAAGGCGAACAUCACAAAGUCAGAUAAAGUGGAAGAGACUGAAAAAAUGACCGUGAAGAUUGAAGUUUUGAGCCCAGACCCAGAUAAGAUCCAUCCAAUUGUCGGUUACUUUCCAUCUGGCUACGAUCCAUUGAAAAAAAGUUCGGAGGAAACUGAUCCGGAGAACAUCGAGCAACCGGAAAGCAGCUUUAGUUUGUUUAGAAAUAGAAAAAGGACUACUCGGUUUCAGCUCGUCGUUGGCGGGUCGCAUGUUAAUUUUGUGGGUACGAAUUAUUCCGGUGAGGCCACGGCGGCGGAUCUUUGUCACUACUCUAUCGGGGUUCUAGACAAGGGGACUCAAACACUUAAGAUCAUUCCAAUUGCUGGAAACAAGAUUAUCAGGUUAGAUCCCAAGAUAGGACCUGACACACUUGAAGAUGAAGACAAUCUGGACAAGCAAGAAAUGACUGAAGAGGAAAAGGCAGCAAAAACGAAUGCUUUAACAGCGGCCUACUCUACCAAAAGAGCUAUAAGAAGGAGUAUGAAGCGUGAAGCUUUACUUCAACAUGCAAAUGCUGGUGCAGAUCAUGAAAUUGAAGGGAAUGAACUCACAAAUCAAAAUGCACUUGAAGUAUUUGGCACAACCAAUGAAGAUCGUAAUAUACCACCAUACAAUAUGGCUGCCACUACACCUGAGACAGCUUAUCCCUUGGACAAGAUUAUUUCCAAGGGAGAAUGGGCUUGCCUCUCAGAUAUCAUUGACCUUUCAGAAGCGGGAGAACCUUUUCGUCUCGAUUGUUUUCCAAGCUUUGUUUGCAACAGAGUGCAUACAUUGGCAGAUAUUAAGGACCAUACAAAGAGGCAGGAGCUGGCUGGAAUCUUUUCAUACAUCACACAUCUUGUCAAGUACAAGGACAAACACUCUCUAGAAGGUUUUUCAUCUGCAAAGAGUCACAAAAUUCCUGGCAUGUUGUUCCAAAAAUUCUCUUCAAUGUUUGGUGUUUCAGAAUCGAAGAGACUUCCUGCUGAAAAAAUUGAUCUCCUCAUCAGUUAUGUACUUGUUCUUACUCUCUACGUUGACAACUUCCGAACUGAUCCGUUCGACAUAGCCAAAGACCUCAGGAUGUCCAAGGCACAGUUAAGGCCUCGUUUUGAGUUACUGGGUUGCAAAUAUAUCCGUGACAACAAAGUUCCUGUAGUCACACUUCCUCUUCCUCUGAAAUUUGCAACAACUCAGAAAAAGCGAAAAAAGGCGCGUGGUUGAAUGUUUUGUGUAUCCUAAAAGUCUAAAACCAACCAUGCAGUCGUUUCAGCCCUUUUUGUUUGACAUUUUUGCCUAUAUGUAAUGAGCAGCUUGUACUCUACAUAGUACAUAUAAUUAUGGUUAUUUUUCUAAAUAUGUUGUGUUGGUCUUCAAUCAAAAGAGGCACCAAGUCAUAUUCAUGGACGGAAAUCCUUUGAGAAGGAAACCAUUUUAUUAGCUAAAUUUGAGGUUUCUU
Cuscuta europaea is the source of this 2141-nucleotide messenger RNA. NCBI's taxonomy places the organism in Eukaryota, Viridiplantae, Streptophyta, Magnoliopsida, Solanales, Convolvulaceae. The record is from the annotation of a GenBank genome assembly.